Molecule: messenger RNA, 1262 nt
Organism: Malus domestica (apple)
Lineage: Eukaryota; Viridiplantae; Streptophyta; Magnoliopsida; Rosales; Rosaceae
Product: probable RNA-binding protein ARP1
Molecular function (GO): RNA binding
Source: RefSeq, a predicted model, not a curated record
CCUCCCUCCCUCCCUCCCUUCCUCUCUCUCUCUCUCUCUCUCUCUCUCUCUCUCUCUCUCUCUCGCUUAAGUUUUUCUUCAUAAACACAAACACAUUAGUGCCGAAUUACAUCAAAGGGUAUUUGGAGGAUAUUAUUUGCAUUGGGGUGGUCGUUUUUUCCGGGGGCAAGAAUGACAAUGAGCAACAACGUCACUCACGGGCAGUUCGGUGACACCACACUGACCAAAGUCUUCGUCGGAGGGCUGGCGUGGGAGACUCCCAAAGAGGCCCUGAGGGCGCACUUCGAAAAGUACGGCGAGAUCUUCGAGGCCGUCAUCAUCUCCGACAAACUCACCGGCCGAUCCAAGGGCUACGGUUUCGUAACCUUCAAGGAGCCGGAGGCGGCUAAGAAGGCUUGUGAGGAUGCGACGCCGGUCAUCAACGGCCGCCGUGCCAACUGCAACCUCGCUUCCCUCGGGGCUCGCCGCCCUAGGUCCGCGUCAAACACCACCCCUCCUCCUCAGCGAGGAUCCAACGGUGGGGGAGCGAGGUCCAUGUCACCUGCACCUGCACCUGCAAAUCACGUGCAGUGGUACUACCCAGCACCAACAGGGACUCCGACGACCACCCCAUUCCACCACCAGCAUCACCAGGCCGUUCCAUUUUAUGGCUACUCCCCCACAUACAUUGCUCCUGAUAUGAGUUACCCUCAUAAGGUGGGCUACACAGGUCGAGCUUACAUGAACGGGCACUACUCUGCUCAAGUGUACCCAGCACAGCCUAUGGUGGGACACAACACUUUGAUGCCAAUGUAUCCUCUCUACCAUUACCACCAUCACCACCAAUCACAUACAAUGGGCUUACCUGCUCACAUCUACUCGCCAACCACGGCCGGACACGUGGCCACAGUCCCAACCAUCAUGUCCAAACCAGCAUCCAUUGCUCCUAACACAGAUAUAAACUGAUUGCUAGAGAAACAGUGUGCUUGGCUGUGGAAUAGCAGGUGCAGUUGGCAGAGAAGAGGACGAGAGCUUUAAGAAAGUAAAGGGCAUGCACUGCACUACUCAUUCAAAUUAGUUGGCAAAAUAACAAAAGGGGGAACGUGGUGGCUGCACAGAGCAACAUUAUUAUCUCUGAUCUGUUGUAGCUCUUUCUUUCCAAUUAAUUUAUUUUUAUUUAUUUAAUUUUUAAUUAAUUCCAUAAGUGUUCUUAAUUAAUUUAGGUGUUUCUGAUAAACUGUUGUAGCUCUUUCUUUCCAAUUUAUUUAUUUUUAUUUAUUUAA